AUGUUUGUCCGAAAGCGCGAUGGGCGUCAGGAACGCGUUCAGUUCGACAAGAUCACGGCCCGCGUCUCGAGGCUGUGUUACGGUCUCGACACGGAGCAUGUCGAUCCCGUGGCCAUCACGCAAAAGGUCAUCUCUGGCGUCUACGGCGGUGUGACGACUAUUCAGCUCGACGAUCUCGCUGCCGAGACGGCUGCGUACAUGACGGUCACGCAUCCUGACUACGCCAUCCUCGCGGCUCGCAUCGCCGUCUCGAACCUUCACAAGCAGACGAAGAAGCAGUGGUCCUCGGUCGUCAGCGACCUGUAUCACUACGUCAACCCCAAAAACGACAAGGCGUCGCCCAUGAUCUCGCAGGAGACGUACGAGUGCGUCAUGAGGCACAAGGAGGAGCUCGACUCGGCCAUCGUCUACGACCGCGACUUCAACUACCAGUACUUUGGCUUCAAGACUCUCGAGCGAUCCUACCUCCUCAAGCUCAACGGCAAGAUCGUCGAGCGACCGCAGCACAUGAUCAUGCGCGUGUCGGUCGGCAUCUGGGGCGACAACAUCGAGCGCGUCAUCGAGACGUACAAUCUCAUGUCGAGCAAGAUGUUCACGCACGCCUCGCCGACGCUCUUCAACGCCGGCACGCCGCAGGCGCAGCUGUCGUCGUGCUUCCUCGUCGACAUGAAGGACGACAGCAUCGAGGGCAUCUACGACACGCUCAAGACGUGCGCCAUGAUCUCCAAGAUGGCCGGCGGCAUCGGCCUCAACAUCCACCGCAUCCGCGCCACCGGAUCCUACAUUGCCGGCACCAACGGUACCUCCAACGGCAUCACGCCCAUGCUUCGCGUCUUCAACAACACGGCCCGGUACGUCGACCAGGGCGGCAACAAGCGGCCGGGCGCCUUCGCCAUCUACCUGGAACCGUGGCACGCCGACGUUUUUGAGUUUCUCGACCUGCGCAAGAACCACGGCAAGGAGGAGGUGCGCGCGCGCGACCUGUUCCUCGCGCUCUGGAUCCCCGACCUCUUCAUGAAGCGCGUCGAGAAGAACGGCGACUGGACGCUCAUGUGCCCCAACGAGUGCCCCGGCCUCGCCGACUGCUACGGCGACGAGUUCGAGGCGCUGUACGAAAAGUACGAGCGCGAGGGCCGCGGCCGCAAGACGGUCCGCGCCCAGAAGCUCUGGUACUCGAUCCUCGAGGCCCAGACGGAGACGGGCAACCCCUUCAUGCUGUACAAGGACGCGUGCAACCGCAAGAGCAACCAGAAGAACCUCGGGACGAUCCGCAGCUCCAACCUGUGCACCGAGAUCAUCGAGUACUCGGCGCCCGACGAGGUGGCCGUCUGCAACCUCGCGUCGCUCGCCCUGCCGGCCUUUGUCGACUACAACGAGGGCUGCUACGACUUCAAGAAGCUGCACGAGGUGACGCGCGUCGUCGUCCGCAACCUCAACCGCAUCAUCGACGUCAACCACUACCCCGUCCAGGAGGCGCGCAACAGCAACUUCCGCCACCGACCCAUCGGCGUCGGCGUCCAGGGCCUCGCCGACGCCUUCCUCGCGCUGCGCAUGCCCUUCGAGUCCCCCGAGGCGCGCGAGCUGAACAAGCAGAUCUUCGAGACCAUCUACCACGCGGCCCUGACGGAGUCGGUCGAGCUGUCCAAGGAGCAGGGCCCGUACUCGACCUUUGAGGGAUCGCCGGCCUCGGAGGGCAUCCUCCAGUUCGACAUGUGGAACGUCAAGCCGUCGGACCAUUGGGAGUGGGAGACGCUGCGCGCCGAGAUCAAGGAGCACGGCAUCCGCAACAGCCUGCUGCUCGCGCCGAUGCCGACGGCCAGCACGUCGCAGAUCCUGGGCAACAACGAGUGCUUCGAGCCGUACACGUCCAACAUCUACCAGCGCCGCGUCCUCGCCGGCGAGUUUCAGGUGGUCAACCCCUGGCUGCUCAAGGACCUCGUCGACAUGGGACUCUGGUCCGACGCGAUGAAGAACCGCAUCAUCGCGGAGAACGGGUCGAUCCAGAACAUUGCCAACAUCCCGGCCGACAUCAAGGCCCUCUACAAGACGGUCUGGGAGAUUUCGCAGCGGCAGGUGGUGCAGAUGGCGGCCGACCGCGGCGCCUUCAUCGACCAGUCCCAGUCGCUCAACAUUCACAUGAAGGACCCGACCAUGGGCAAGAUCACGAGCAUGCACUUUGCCGGCUGGAAGCUCGGCCUCAAGACGGGCAUGUACUACCUGCGGACGCAAGCCGCCGCCGCGCCCAUCCAGUUCACCGUCGACCAGGAGGCCCUCAAGGUGGCCGACACCACUGUCGGCCGGGAAAGGCUGCCAAAGAAGCGAACGGCGCCGUCGGGCACGAGCUACAUGUCGUCGCCCGUGGCCGUGCCCCGCGCCCACCAGGCCAAGGACGACGGCAACGGCAUGCCGACGCCGAGCAUGACGCCGCCGCCGCCGGCGGGCACGGGAAGCGACGCCAAGGCCCGGCCGAUGGCAUCGCCGAGCAAGCCCGCGACGAUGAAGGCCGAUGUCGACGAAGGCGACAGCCCCAAGGUUCUGCCGACGGAUCCCACCGACAAGGUCGGGGACGAGGAGCUCGCCGAGGCCGGCAAGCAAGCCGAGGGCCAGGCCGAGGACAAGGAGAGCGAGGAGCGCGAGCGGGACAUUUACUCGGAAGCCGUCUUGGCCUGCAGUAUCGAGAAUCCCGAGUCCUGCGUCAUGUGCAGCGGCUGA
Drechmeria coniospora is the source of this 2712-nucleotide messenger RNA. RefSeq names its product ribonucleoside-diphosphate reductase large chain. The record is from RefSeq and is a predicted model, not a curated record. The transcript has 4 exons. The coding region runs from base 1 to 2712 and encodes 903 amino acids. Gene Ontology annotation, cellular component: ribonucleoside-diphosphate reductase complex. NCBI's taxonomy places the organism in Eukaryota, Fungi, Ascomycota, Sordariomycetes, Hypocreales, Ophiocordycipitaceae. Gene Ontology annotation, molecular function: ATP binding; ribonucleoside-diphosphate reductase activity, thioredoxin disulfide as acceptor. Gene Ontology annotation, biological process: DNA replication; deoxyribonucleotide biosynthetic process.